Messenger RNA from Sphenostylis stenocarpa, 678 nucleotides. NCBI's taxonomy places the organism in Eukaryota, Viridiplantae, Streptophyta, Magnoliopsida, Fabales, Fabaceae. The record is from the annotation of a GenBank genome assembly.
AUGAAGUAUGUUCUCAUCAGCGGCGGAGUCGUCAGUGGCCUUGGCAAAGGUGUCACUGCCAGCAGCAUCGGCGUCGUCCUCAAGGCCUGUGGCCUUCGCGUCACUUCCAUCAAAAUCGAUCCGUACUUGAACAUCGACGCUGGCACCAUGUCUCCCUUCGAGCACGGAGAGGUUUUUGUUCUCGACGACGGUGGAGAGGUUGAUUUGGAUUUGGGAAAUUACGAGCGCUUCCUCGAUGUCACGCUUACCAAGGAUAACAACAUCACCACUGGAAAAAUAUACCAGUCUGUUCUUGAGAAGGAACGUAAAGGAGAUUAUCUAGGGAAAACUGUUCAGGUGGUUCCGCACAUCACUGAUGCUAUUAAAGAUUGGAUUGAGUCGGUUGCUGUGAUUCCCGUGGACGGAAAAGAGGGCCCUGCAGAUGUUUGUGUGAUUGAGCUGGGAGGGACUGUGGGUGAUAUUGAAUCUAUGCCAUUUAUUGAGGCUCUACGGCAAUUGUCCUUUCAAGUAGGGCCUGAUAACUUCUGUCUCAUCCAUGUUAGCCUGAUACCAGUGUUGGGUGUAGUGGGAGAGCAAAAAACAAAGCCUACACAACACAGUGUCAGGGAACUGCGAGCAUUGGGAUUGACACCUCAUCUUUUAACAAGUCGCUCUGCUGAGCCAAGCGACACCUCCUGA